Molecule: messenger RNA, 848 nt
Organism: Coregonus sp. 'balchen'
Lineage: Eukaryota; Metazoa; Chordata; Actinopteri; Salmoniformes; Salmonidae
Source: the annotation of a GenBank genome assembly
UGCUCAGCAUCGAGAGCAAGCAUGAGGUCACCAUCCUCAGUGGACUCAACGAAUUUGUGGUCAAGUUCUACGGCCCACAAGGAAGUAAGUAGCCUUGAGCCAGAACGGCUCAUAGGGCAGGAGCCUAUCUCCUGUUUUUGUAGCGGGAGGCAGCUUGAUGUACAUGUACACCCCUGGACAGACGUAUUAUCGCAGGCAGCCCCAAGUGAGUGCCAAGCAGAGAUGCCAGGUCCCAUUUUGUUUUGGUAUGCCGGCCAGGAUUGAACUCUAACCACAAGGCCACUGAGUAGUAGGAAGAAAGGUUUCAUAAACUACGCCAGGGCUGGCCACCCUCAUGCCUGGUUCCUUCUAGGUUUCUUCUAGGUUUUCGCCUUUUAGGGUUUUUGCACGGCUUCUAGACCGGCAUUCAGUGAGUUAGUAAGGAAGUAAGUGUUUUCAUAAACAUCCUCACUGGCUAAUUGUGUCUAUGCAAAGAUCUGUAUGGCAUUGUCUGCUAUGGUGUGGAGGCAAUCUUCCUCCCAGUGUGUGAACAUGCGGUUGUGUGUGCAGGUGUGUGUGUUUCAAAUCAAAUGUUGUUUUUUAGCACCGUAUGAAGGAGGUGUAUGGAAGGUACGAGUAGACCUACCGGACAAAUACCCCUUCAAGUCUCCAUCGAUAGGUACAGUAUGACAAUGCAUCUGUCACAACACUCUCUAUGUAAUAUACAAUUAUAACAAUUUGGUGAAAGCAUUGUGGAAAUGACAGUAACACCUUUUCAAGCCACAGAUUUUCUAUGAAGACUAACUGUGUUAUUGUUCUCCUCACAGGAUUCAUGAAUAAAAUCUUUCAUCCCAACAUUGAUGAAGCGU